This is a messenger RNA of Betta splendens (Siamese fighting fish), 1393 nucleotides long. Its product is annotated as pepsin A-like. The record is from RefSeq and is a predicted model, not a curated record. Lineage: Eukaryota; Metazoa; Chordata; Actinopteri; Anabantiformes; Osphronemidae. Gene Ontology annotation, molecular function: aspartic-type endopeptidase activity. The coding region runs from base 104 to 1240 and encodes 378 amino acids. The transcript has 9 exons. Gene Ontology annotation, biological process: proteolysis.
ACAGGUGAGUGUGGGAUCAUAGAGGUAUCACGUUGGCCAUUUGCUGACCCGUUUGUCAUUUGUCUCCUGUGUGUCUUUCAGAGUUUAAACCGUCGCCGUCACAAUGAAGUGGGCCUUUGCCUUGUGUGCCAUGGUGGCACUGUCCGAGUGCCUCGUCCAGGUGCCUCUGAACAAGGUUAAGACCGCCAGGGAGAGACUGGAGGAGCAGGGCCUCUGGGAAGAGUAUCGCCUCAAGUAUCCCUACAACCCCAUGUCCAAGUUUGACUCGCGCUUCGCUGUGGCCGGCGAGCCCAUGACCAACGACGCCGACAUGUCCUACUACGGCGUCAUCUCCAUUGGGACUCCUCCACAGUCCUUUAGGGUCAUCUUUGACACGGGCUCCUCUAACCUGUGGGUGCCGUCUAUCUACUGCAACAGCGCAGCCUGCAACAACCACAACAAGUUUAACCCCAGCACCAGCAGCACCUUCAGAAACAACGGCAACUCCCUCGACAUCCACUACGGCACCGGCAGCAUGACUGGUUUUCUGGCAUACGACACAGUGACGGUGGGUGGGCUCCCUGUGACAAACCAGAUCUUUGGCUUGAGUGAGACCGAAGCCCCCUUCAUGCAGUACAUGCAGGCUGACGGGAUCCUGGGCCUGGCCUACCCGGCCCUUUCUGCCUCUGGUGCCACGCCCGUGUUUGACAACAUGAUGCAGGAGAACCUCGUCAACCAGGACCUGUUCUCCGUGUACCUGAGCCCUAACUCUGAGCAGGGCAGUGUGGUGACAUUUGGUGGCGUGGAUCCCAACCACUACUCUGGUGCCAUUACCUGGGUUCCCCUCUCCAGAGACCUCUACUGGCAGAUCACAGUGGACAGCGUGACCGUCAACGGACAGGUGGUGGCGUGCAGCGGUGGCUGCCAGGCCAUUGUGGACACUGGCACGUCUCUGAUCGUUGGACCUCAGAGCAGCAUCAGCAACAUCAACACCCAAGUGGGGGCUACUAGCCAAAACGGAGAUUUUGUUGUGAACUGUAACAACAUCGGCCAAAUGCCGGACGUGACGUUCAACAUUCACGGACAGCAGUUCACCCUCCCGGCUUCUGCCUACGUCCGUCAGUCUCAGUACUAUGGCUGCCGCACUGGCUUCGGCGGCGGCGGCGACAGCCUGUGGAUCCUGGGUGACGUCUUCAUUAGGCAGUACUAUUCCAUCUUCAACCGAGCCCAGAACAUGGUGGGUCUGGCCCGGUCUAGAUAAUCGACCUGUAGUGGAGUCAUUAAGCAACUUUACCAAAGUACAAUUCAUGGUUUUCAGAUCUAUUGUACUAAUGAGUAAUGACUGAGACUGAAGUGCUCACUACUUAUUGAUGGAAUUGCCUCAAGUUCAAUAAAAAGUACAACAUUGUAAAAA